Maudiozyma barnettii is the source of this 1347-nucleotide messenger RNA. RefSeq names its product Ste3p (gene STE3). The transcript has a single exon. The record is from RefSeq and is a predicted model, not a curated record. Gene Ontology annotation, molecular function: mating-type factor pheromone receptor activity. Gene Ontology annotation, biological process: G protein-coupled receptor signaling pathway. The coding region runs from base 1 to 1347 and encodes 448 amino acids. Gene Ontology annotation, cellular component: membrane. NCBI's taxonomy places the organism in Eukaryota, Fungi, Ascomycota, Saccharomycetes, Saccharomycetales, Saccharomycetaceae.
AUGACUUACAAAUCAGUUAUUAUAGGGCUUUGCUCUGUAGCACUUGUAUCCCUUUUACCGCCACUAGCAUGGCAUUCGCAUUCAAGAAACAUACCUGCAAUAAUUUUAAUUACAUGGUUGCUCAUAAUGAAUAUCACAUGUAUUGUAAAUGCAGCUGUAUGGAGUGAUGUUGACUUUAUGAACCGUUGGGAUGGGAAAGGCUGGUGUGAUAUUGUUAUCAAGUUACAAGUCGGUGCAAACAUUGGCAUAUCAUGUGCCGUUACAAAUAUUACUUAUAAUUUACAUCAAAUUUUAAAGGCAGAAAAUGCUUUACUUGAGUCCAACUCUAUUAAGAAAAUUUGUGUGGAUCUAUUAAUAAGUUUAUUAACACCAAUAGCUGUGAUGGGAUUUUCCUAUUUAUUACAGGUAUUUAGAUUUGGUAUAGCAAGGUAUAAUGGUUGUCAAAACUUGCUUUCGCCUACAUGGGUUACAACUGUGUUAUAUACGAUGUGGAUGCUAAUCUGGUCUUUAAUUGGUACAGUGUAUGCCUGUUUAGUUUUAUACGUCUUUUAUAAAAAGCGUAAAGAUGUUAGGGAUAUUUUACACUGUACAAAUUCUGGUCUUAACCUAACUAGGUUUGCCAGACUACUAACUUUCUGUUUCAUAAUUAUCCUAGUCAUGUUCCCAUUUUCGAUAUUCACCUUUGUACAGGACUUAAGACAAGUUAGUGGGACAUAUAACUUCAAGAGUACACAUUCUGAUUCGUUUUGGGGUGUUAUUAUUAAAUUCGAUCCUGGUAAGCCCGUCUACAGUGUCUGGCUGUACGUUUUAAUGUCAUACGUGGUGUUCUUUAUUUUUGGUUUAGGAACAGAUGCAUUAAAUAUGUAUUCCAGGUUGUUACGGUUUAUUGGACUGGGUUCUGCUCUUGAUUUUGUUAAUCAACGCAUUCAAGCACGUAAAGCUCACAGAAUUGGUAAAUUGUUAGGAAAGUUAACAGGAAACAACCAACAACCAAGAGAAGAUUACGUUAAUGGAUUUAGUCCAACAUCAACAACACCCACUUCGAGUAAUUACGUCACAGUUGAUUAUAAGCUCGGAAAGGGUAAUGACUGGAAAAACAAGUAUUCUACAAGAUUUAAUCCAUUUGAAGAUGACGAAAAUUCCGAGGCCAUUGCAUUCGAUCAAGAUUUGGAGCUGGGGAAUAAAAACUUCAUGCCAUACGUUACAAAGGAAUAUAACUUUAUGGAAGACAUUUCUUUAGAAGAUUUGUCUAGUGUGACUAAGUACAACACUACAGACUUAUCUACAACAGAGGAAAAGAAUAGCUUUAAUACAUACGAUUGUUCACCUAGGUCUGAAGAGGAUUGA